AUGGGUCAAAUGAAUGGUUCCAACAAUGACGAGUACGUAAGGCUAUUAGGAGCAUGGCCUAGCCCUUUCGUGCUGAGGACUCGGAUCGCACUUAACCUAAAGCGCGUACCGUAUGAGUAUCUCGAAGAAGAAGAUACUUUGAACUCGGAGAGCGUGUUAAACUACAACCCUGUCCACAAACAGAUCCCUAUCCUCAUCCAUGGUAAUAAACCAAUCCGUGAAUCUCUCAACAUCGUCAUGUACGUCGAUGAAACUUGGCUCUCUGGUCCUCCCAUCCUUCCCUCUGAUCCCUUUGAUCGUGCCGUCGCUCGCUUUUGGGACGUCUACAUCGAUGAACACUGUUUCACAUCAAUCAAUGGAGUGGCAGUAGCAAAAGAUGAGGAGGAGAGAAAGGCGGCGAUAGGGAAGCUAGAGCAGUGUAUGGCUCUAUUGGAAGAAACGUUUCAAGAAUGCAGCAAAGGAAGAGGCUUCUUUGGAGGGGACAACAUUGGAUUCAUCGAUAUUGGUUUUGGGUCGAUGUUGGGUCCUCUCAAGGUUCUCGAGAAAUUUACCGGUGUCAAGUUCAUACAUUCAGAGAACACACCAGGUCUUUUCCAUUGGGCAGAUAGAUUCUAUGCUCAUGAAGCAGUCAAACCUGUCAUGCCCGAUAUCGAGAAGCUGGUCGAGUUCGCUAGGCUCAAGUUUAAUACAUCAAUCUUUAAAUGA
Thlaspi arvense is the source of this 705-nucleotide messenger RNA. Lineage: Eukaryota; Viridiplantae; Streptophyta; Magnoliopsida; Brassicales; Brassicaceae. The record is from the annotation of a GenBank genome assembly.